Molecule: messenger RNA, 1738 nt
Organism: Suillus fuscotomentosus
Lineage: Eukaryota; Fungi; Basidiomycota; Agaricomycetes; Boletales; Suillaceae
Product: caspase domain-containing protein
Exons: 17
Coding region: 363-1466 (367 amino acids)
Biological process (GO): proteolysis
Molecular function (GO): cysteine-type endopeptidase activity
Source: RefSeq, a predicted model, not a curated record
UGCCUUGAAGGUCUAAUCAAGACGGAUCACGGUAACAACGCUGGGUAUGUAAAUUUUUGCAGCUCUACGCAAUGCAUCAGCGCUGUAAUUCACAGGAUCACUGUCGUUAUGCCACCAUUGUCAAAGGCUUGUAGUAUUCGAUAAGCGUCCGUUUCAAGUCCCUGGUCCCUAACUAUGGUGGCCACUGGCCCUCGCGCAAAUAUGAUGGCUCUAGUCGUGCACCUUGUACUUUGUAUUGUUUACAACGACAAGCUCUUCGCCCACAUUGCCGUUAGCCAACUCGUACGAGUGGGACGCUCCGUAUCUAUCGAUCUUGACGUGAGAGCAAAAUAGAUCGCUUGCAUCAAGUUAUAAAGCUCGCAAUGAAACCAUCACUGAUCCUGCAUCGUCCAGUUACUCUUUUGAUUCGUUCCAAUUCCGCCAUGCCACCCAAGACCGCCGAAACCGCUCCCCAUCCCCUCCCUGCCGCGCGCGACCUUCGUCAGGAUCACCGUGACCACAUAAUCACAUGCAAACGUCGAUGGAUGUCUGUUUCAUGGGAGCUGCAGAGGAUCCAACAAGAAGAAAAUACAUUGGAGGGCCAGCUCUCGAGGUGCCCUCGAUCUUCUGGAGCACCAUAUUUGAACCAGCACAUCUCAGAAGCUUCUUUUUAUAUUCCGAUAUACGCACAACCUAGUCCACUAUCUCCCGGGAGAAAGCGGGCAUUAUUGAUUGGAAUUAAUUACAAAGGUCAACGCUGUGAACUAAGAGGGUGCAACAAUGACAUCCAUAAUAUCUUACCAUGCCUUAUUAAUCAAUGGGGAUACCAUCCCAGAGAUAUUGUACAAUUAAUUGAUGAUGGUUAUCGCCCCCCACCAACUAGGCAAAAUAUCUUACUUGAAAUGCAUCGCUUGGCAUCUUAUUCAAGGGCCGGUGAUUCCAUGUUCUUUUAUUUUUCGGGGCAUGGAGGCCAAGUCCGCGACCUAGAUGGCGACGAAGUUGAUGGUUAUGAUGAAUUCAUAUGUCCAGUCGACUAUCAACAGUCGGGUGUGAUCAACGACGAUGAAAUACAUGAAAUCAUGGUUAAGCCACUGGCAGCUGGCUCACGGUUGACGGCGCUUUUCGACUCGUGCCAUUCCGGCACGGUGCUUGAUUUGCCUUAUCUUUAUGACUCUAGACAAUGCACGUUCGUCGAUGGCGUCACGCCAGGUGCUCGCAUUAGGAAGCACUCCCAGGCACAAGUUGUUUGUUUCUCGGGUUGUGAGGAUUUCGAAGAGAGUGAAAGCAUCACAAUGCCUGGUCGACCUAUUGGUGGACUCAUGACCUUUGCUUUCAUACAUGUUUUCUCUUGCACGCAGGCUCUUACUUUCCAAAACAGAUUUGAACAAAUACGCGCGUUCGUCCGUGAAAUCUUACCGGACGCUAGACAACACCCUCAGUUUUCCUGCUCGAAUCCUCUCGAUAUAACGUUGCCUUUCUAUAUCUGAACGCUCGGAAAUCGGAUUGGGUUGUAAUAUAUGUUAACAUGAUCGUGCGUAUUUGAUCUUGUUGACACCGUUCCGUUAUGAGCCGCUCGUAAAACCCGGGGUUGGUCUCCCCGAAGCCUGGAUGCGGUUCACAUGUCCUUCAUCUAACAUUUACACAGCGAUGAUUGGCCAGAUUGGCACAAGUCACGCUACUUCUGUAUCUUAUCGCGCCUCUUCGGUCGCGAGAGUGAUUAUUGUCCGUUAUUUCAUCGCAAGCCCCAUAUAAUCUCCGU